UCCCUCCCGGGGCCGGGCGGCCGCGCAGGGCUGCGGGAGCGGCGGGGCGUGAGGCGGAGCGGGGCCGGGCUGGGGCUGGGGGAAGGCGGCUCCGCACACGCAAGAUGGCGGCGGUGGAGCUGGAGUGGGUGCCCGAGACGCUGUACAACACGGCCAUCUCGGCCGUGGUGGACAGCUACGGGCGGGCCCGGCGCCGGGACAUCCGCUCGCUGCCCGAGAACAUCCAGUUCGACGUGUACUACAAGCUUUAUCAACAGGGCCGAUUAUGCCAGCUGGGUAGUGAAUUUUGUGAACUAGAAGUUUUUGCGAAGGUGCUACGAGCUUUAGAUAAAAGACAUCUGCUUCAUCACUGUUUUCAGGCUUUGAUGGACCAUGGAGUAAAAGUUGCUUCUGUACUGGCCUAUUCUUUCAGUAGACGGUGCUCCUACAUAGCAGAAUCGGAUUCUGCUGUAAAAGAAAAAGCUAUCCAGAUUGGUUUUGUUUUAGGGGGAUUCCUAUCAGAUGCAGGCUGGUAUAGUGAUGCUGAGAAGGUAUUUCUUUCCUGCCUUCAGCUGUGCACCCUUCAUGAUGAAAUACUUCAUUGGUUUCGUGCAGUAGAAUGCUGUGUAAGGUUGCUGCAUGUUCGAAAUGGUAACUGUAAAUAUCACUUGGGAGAAGAAACGUUCAAACUAGCUCAGUCUUACAUGGACAAACUUGCAAAACAUGGUCAGCAAGCAAACAAAGCAGCACUCUAUGGGGAGCUGUGUGCACUGCUUUUUGCCAAGAGCCACUAUGAUGAGGCUUAUAAAUGGUGUAUAGAAGCUAUGAAGGAGAUCACAGUUGGCCUGCCUGUAAAAGUAGUGGUGGAUGUUUUGCGACAAGCUUCAAAGGCUUGUGUUGUAAAACGUGAAUUUAAGAAGGCUGAACAGCUGAUAAAACAUGCAGUAUACCUUGCUCGGGAGCAUUUUGGAGCCAAGCACCCCAAAUAUUCUGAUACGCUACUAGACUAUGGAUUUUACUUGCUCAAUGUAGAUAAUAUAUGCCAGUCUGUUGCGAUCUAUCAGACAGCUCUUGAUAUUCGGCAGUCAGUAUUUGGAGGUAAAAACAUACAUGUAGCUACAGCUCAUGAAGACUUGGCUUACUCUUCUUAUGUUCACCAGUACAGCUCUGGAAAAUUUGACAAUGCACUAUUCCAUGCUGAACGUGCUAUUGGCAUUAUAACUCACAUUCUCCCAGAAGACCAUCUUCUCUUGGCAUCUUCAAAGAGAGUUAAAGCACUUAUCCUGGAAGAGAUUGCAAUAGACUGUCAUAACAAGGAAACUGAGCAGAGGUUACUUCAAGAAGCUCAUGACUUACAUCUGUCCUCGCUUCAGUUAGCUAAAAAAGCUUUUGGGGAGUUUAAUGUACAGACAGCAAAACACUAUGGCAACCUUGGAAGACUGUAUCAGUCCAUGAGAAAGUUUAAGGAAGCAGAGGAAAUGCACAUCAAGGCAAUUCAGAUUAAGGAGCAGCUUCUGGGUCAAGAAGAUUAUGAAGUUGCCCUGUCAGUAGGACAUCUAGCUUCUCUCUAUAACUAUGAUAUGAAUCAAUACGAACAUGCUGAAAAGCUUUAUUUGAGAUCCAUAGCAAUUGGAAAGAAGCUUUUUGGUGAAGGAUACAGUGGACUUGAAUACGAUUACAGAGGUCUCAUUAAACUGUACAAUUCCAUUGGCAAUUACGAGAAAGUUUUUGAGUACCACAAUAUUUUGGCCAAUUGGAACCGGUUGCGAGAUCGGCAGUUCUCUGUUACAGAUGCUCUGGAGGACGUAAGCACCAGCCCUCAAUCCACUGAAGAAGUGGUCCAGUCUUUUCUGAUGUCUCAGAACAUUGAUGGACAGAGUAGCUAAGAACUUGGUCAAUUAACCAGUUAAGGUUUUUUCCCCAGAUUACAGGGGAAAAGUCAUACUGUGAAAUCUAAACCAUGUAGUUCUCUGGGGGCUGGAAUUUGCAUUGAAACACUGGUCCAGUCUACUGAAGAGUGCCCAUACGGAUGAAUGUGUGUUAAAUUCCUAUCAGCAUGUGUAUGGCAUGUUUAGUUCGGCUCACAUUUUUAACUGGGUAUUCCAGAAAACCCCUACUUUCUCUCUUCUUUCGAAAGAACCUACUUUACAGAAAGUCUGCAAGAGAACAUUAAAUAAAACUGUUUGAGUUCAAAAGAGUUGCAUUCUUGUUAUGAAUGGAAGGUUUCAUCAAGAGCUUUCUUCUGAUAUACAGAAAGAAUAAAUGCUAUGCUAUAAGAAAUUAUACAAGAGAGGUCUUUCUACUGUAUGCAUUGUAGCAAAGUUAAUCACAAACAUUAAGAAAAGGGAGAAUGCCUUGGCUGCCACCUUAUGAAGAGAAGUGGCAAAGAACCACUUGGGAGAGAGCAAUGUACUCUUUGUGAACCACGAUAAGUUGAUGAGCAAAUAACCACCGUAUGUUUUUAAUAUCCUGAACUGGACCAGUGUUCAUCUGUAAGCGAUAGAAGAUCCAGUAGACCAGCAAUCUUAGUUUUCUUUGGUACCAACCAAGAGUGCUAACUUUCAUAACAGGACCAGGAAAAUCAAAAGUGGACCAGCCUGCUAGAAACAGUUUUUGGACCAGUGGCUUUAAUUUAAUAUUUCUGCCCCUGCAUUCACUUUUACAGUAGAAUUAUUUCAUUUAGAUGUAUGAUCAUUGCAAAAUUAUAUUCAUGUAAUAGAUACAAAACUAGGAAGUGAACGUUCUUUAGCAGUUGCGAUGGCAUGUCUUUACUUAGUAAGCGUAUACAGAUAUUAAUGUCAAUGCCACACACAAAAACUAGAAAUGCUUAACUAUUUGCUGCAGCCAUUUUUUAUUUUUAUUUUUGAAUGGGCUUACUCUAAUAAUUGAGGCAGUAACUUGUUUAUACCAGUUAAUAGUUUUGUAUUACAAUCCAGUUCAAUUUUAUGUUUCUGGAGAACACAGCUUAUUGUACAGUUUGCAGGGGUCAGUGGAAAAUGCCAAAAAGCACAACAGGUCUUUUUUGUGAUGCUUCAUUUCUACAUUAAAUGAUAGUACAACCAGAAACUGAUUCCUUUACGUUAAUUUAAAAAGCAGAAGUCAGCUGUAAAGAUCUUUUAAUAAUGCCUAUCUCACUAGCCUGUCUUAAUUUUUCUUCUGUUGGGGCAGGGGGGCUGCUUUGCUGUUUUUUUUUUUUUUUUUUUUUAAAAAAAAAAAGUUGUUUUUUUUUUUUUUAAUUGUUGAGGUAAUACUCAUUUGAAAGUCUGUGUAACAUAGCAAACUAGAAACAACUCACUGCUGUUACCUCAGUUCUUAUUAUAGUGGCACAAACAGUGCUCCUAUAGUUAGGAUUCUGUCAGUUUGGGUUCCCUUCCCCCCCUAUUUUCAGGGGUUUGUAACUUGGCCAUGAAAGUUCAGUCCAAGCUGAGGCUCUGCAAGCAAGGUUCCUACAGGACUUGGACUGGAUGUUUUGUUUGGGGGUUGUUUUUUAAUUUGUUUAUAAAGCUUGGGACAGGGAAAGCUGCUUGAUGGUCUUCAAAAAAGAGUGCAGAGAAGAAACAAAUGUCAGACACUACUUGGAGCUUAACAGCUCUUUUAAGAACUGAAAUUGUACAGGCCAAUAGUUCAUAUACUGGUGCCUUCGAGUAUAAUUCUGGGGGAAAGGCUGAAUAACACCAACUUGAAAAUGCAGUUCUAUAAUUAGUACAGCUUUAAUGAUUGUACACUUGGAGUACUUUUACUGACGUAACAAGUGGUAUUUGCAUU
Messenger RNA from Oxyura jamaicensis (ruddy duck), 3744 nucleotides. RefSeq names its product amyloid beta precursor protein binding protein 2 (gene APPBP2). Gene Ontology annotation, biological process: intracellular protein transport. Bases 105 to 1865 code for a protein of 586 amino acids. Gene Ontology annotation, molecular function: protein binding. The transcript has 13 exons. Lineage: Eukaryota; Metazoa; Chordata; Aves; Anseriformes; Anatidae. The record is from RefSeq and is a predicted model, not a curated record.